Messenger RNA from Sphaeroforma arctica JP610, 1680 nucleotides. RefSeq lists its product as hypothetical. The record is from RefSeq and is a predicted model, not a curated record. The transcript has a single exon. NCBI's taxonomy places the organism in Eukaryota, Ichthyosporea, Ichthyophonida. Bases 49 to 1563 code for a protein of 504 amino acids.
UUUCGAACGUACUGACAAAGAACCAAUACUGGGCAUACACAGGUAAAUAUGUCCGCAAUUAUAGAGAUGGGGUCUACCCCACACAAUGAACAAGAAGAACAAGUGUUCGUACGCAAAAGUAUUAAAUAUGUGCUGCCUAAUGACAGCGUGGAGGCUUUCAUCGGCCGUGUGGAGCCCAAACUUCCCGUUUCCCCUUUCAUUCUUCCCUCCGGUGAAGUAGUAACUUCGCAAAUGAACAACAGCUGUUAUUUCGAUGAUGAUUACCUAAAUAUGUUCAAGGAGCGCGUAGUGAAGAACGAGGGUGCCGAAUUAUACCGUGUACGUUGGUAUGGAACGUCACUAAAGCCGGUCGAGGACCUUUUCAUCGAGCGCAAGAGGCACCAUAACUACAAGCAAGUCCAUAAAUACAGUAACAAGAAAAGAUUGGAGCUUCCCAAGGAAGAAAUGGAUAGAUUUCUGGUUGGUGCACCGAUCGAAGAGUUGAAUGCAUCAAAGGAUAAAUUAGCCGGAGACAUACAAGCAGCCAUGGUGAAUUUGAGGCCAAAAAUUCGCACCCAGUACUUGAGGACCUCUUUAAUGUCCGGAGAGAACAAAGACUUGCGCAUCACACUCGACAGAGAUAUAAUGUUGUUCACUGAACCACAAAGCUGGGCUGAAAUUGCGGCGGCAGAUGGCAUGGGACAGGGUAGAGGCGUGAAGAUGCCCUUCACGGUUGUUGAGGUAAAAGUGGCUAUGGUUGAAGGUGGUAGACCUGAAUGUCCUGAUUGGAUUCACACUGCGCUGAUGGAAUGCAAUGCAAGGAAAAUCAAACUAAGCAAGUAUGGAUACGGCUGCAUACAGUUCUUUCCCAUGCAUGCGCACCCAUCACCUAAGUGGAAAACAGAGGUAGAAACGUGGAGUGAGCAGUUGACCUCAAAGCCGGCGGAUAUCACUCGCGCUAUUUCACUACGUGAUCUUGGUAUGCUUGCGCCACCAGCAGCUAGCUUGCAUGUUCCUACCAACGGUAGCAAUAGCAACAGAUACUCUGAUUAUUGGAAAGAUGAUUCCUCGCAGGACUUUGCCACAGUAGAAAUAAAGUCUGUGGACUGCAAUGAGAAACCGCUGAAGAAGUCAAGUGGGAAAACUAGAAAUAUCUUUCGCAAGGCUAAACGACAUGGAUUGAAUCGCAGGAAAUAUGGAAAGACUGAUGGAAAAGCUUUCAUGGCGAACGAGCGUACCUUCCUCAAUUAUAUACAAUGGACAAGUAGUUUAGCUACCUUCUGUGUAGGGUUGUUGCAGAUUGCCACAGGAAAUGAGGUCUUGUAUGUAUCAUCUGCGAUAAUCGCCUUCUGUGACGUACUUAUCGCGUAUGCGACUAUAAUCUAUCAUUUGCGACGUAUUUACUUCGUGAACAACAUCACGUCGAAAGGUGGACGUGUACCGAGGUCUUUCAACGAAUGGAAGGUUAUAUCGACGAUUAUGACCGUGUUCUUCAUUGCGGUCAAUUCGUACAUCAUCUACUUAUGGACGGCACAAUCAUCAACCUCGUCUGGUGUUGCAAACACUAUUAUACUGCAAAGCUAAGCAGACUGUACGACGAUUAUAGAUGAAUACAUAAUUUAGCAUCCUGAUAUUGUCAGGCAUGAACAGUGUAUCACUGUAAUACCACUAUCUUGGAAUAAAACCAGAUACCACAAUGAA